This is a messenger RNA of Microthlaspi erraticum, 1851 nucleotides long. The record is from the annotation of a GenBank genome assembly. Lineage: Eukaryota; Viridiplantae; Streptophyta; Magnoliopsida; Brassicales; Brassicaceae.
AUGAAUCACAACACCAACAUCCACUUUGGGAACCGGACACUGAUCCCACACGAUCUCCACGGCCGGAGUUACCAAGACCCAGCCGUAAGCAUCGUGCCACAUCCGUUCCCUCCCAACCGCGCUCAUCCGACGUUUGAAGGACCUAGCCGAGACGAGCAUCAUUACCAUCAUCAUCAAAACCGACCUCCGGUUUAUCAUCAACCACCUAGACCAGUGUUGCAUUCACACCACGACCAUGUUCUCAAUAGGCGGAGAGAUAGCCAUUUCGAUGCCGUGCUUGAGGGUUUCAUGGAGAGCCAAAGAAAAACUAGCCGCGACAUUGAAACAAAGCUAGAGUUCACGCGAUACGAACUAGAUGGAAGACUUGGAGAACUCUCUACCCAAAUAGAGAGAGUAGAGUCAAGAUGCUUGGACAUGGAGGAAGAUUUGAAGAAGCAAGGCGAGGCCAUUGAAGACAAUAGGAGAGCGAUACACUUUACCAAAGUUUCUACCAAGGAGAUGGACAAUCACUUAGAUGAGAAGAUCACAAGUCUUGAUAACAACCUCGAUGGCACCACCAAGAGUCUCAAUUCAAUAACAGCAGUAGCUCAUCAAGCUAAGAGGGAGGUAGCCGAAGUAACCCUAAAGGAGAGGCAAUGUUACUCGACGAUGCUUACAUUGGUGGAAGGGCAAAAACAAGUGAAGGCACAAAUCCGAGAUUUACACAUCUCUCUAGACAAGAGGAGCCAAGAUAUUCAAAGAAGAGCUAGAGGGCUUGAAGACAAAGUAGAUGGAGUCUCCAAGGAAGUCAAGGAUUUAACCACUCGCUUAGCCAACUUGGAAGAGAAGGUCUUGACCGAGGCAAAGACGACCGGUUCUAAGCACAACCAUGCCGCGCCCGUCUUUACUAUAAGAGAGACCGACCCAAGAGUGAUUUGGGAUGAAGAAGAAAGUAGAGCUGAUCAAGAAAGAGCCACAAGGCUAACCACUGGAACAAGAGAGAAGAUAGCACCAAAAGGAAGAACCCUUACUCAAAGGUCUUCACAACCGCCUCCCACCAAGGAGAAGAGGAAGACAAGAUCAUCACUUGAAGAGAUCAUAGAUGAUUUCAACUUUAUGGCGAGGAGAUUCCCUUAUGGUGUGCCGUUUGAUAAUGCUUGCAACAAGAGUCCAUUCAUGCAAGACCUAGCUUGGACACAAGAUUGGAGUCUAGCUGAAUUGGAAAAGAUGUACGAGGAAGCAAGAAAGGGGAUGCCUAAACCUAGGUUUCUACACAAGCUUCAUGACCCAGGUUACUUCCUUAUACAUUUCUCUAUCAAUGGAAGCUACUUUGAUGAUGCUCUUUGCGAUUCCGGUUCUAGUGUGAACCUUAUGCCGGCCGAGAUAGCCAAGAAGUUGGGAUUGAUCAAUUCAAUUGUGAAAUCUCGAAUGGAUUUAAAGCUAGCUGAUUCAUCAUUGACCGAACCACUUGGAGAGGUUAAAGACAUUCAGCUUGAUUUUGGAGGCUGCAUAGUUCCAGCCAACUUCUAUGUAGUAACCAUGAAGGAUCCGGAGGACUUAAAGCUUUUGCUUGGAAGAUCAUUCCUAGCCACAGCUGGAGCGAUCAUGGAUUGGCCUAAUAGAAGAAUCUCUCUAGCCAAUGUUGACAAGGACACCUUCUACGAUGCUGCACCUCCCGGUUUCUCAUCCAAGCGAUUUCGCUACACAAGUGGAGGAGAGUGCUCACAAGUAAGAGGAGAGUCGCAUGGCUACUUGAUCAAGGAAGUUCUACAGGACAAGAUGCACUUGGAAUCAUCAGGCAACAGGAAGUUCUUGGAGCCUGAUGGCGGGUUUAGAUUGCCUCAAAUUUUCACAAUUUAUAAACCCAACUAA